AUUCUCAUACAACAAAAAGAUACUUCUUCCACUUCGUAUUGUUGCUUUCUCUUUGAUGUAUUUCAUGAUUUUAGUGAUAUGUUUUGAUACCAAGUAUAUGUAUCAAAACGUAAAUUCGAAACAUUAUUCCUUGAUUGAAAGAAAACUUCUUUUGAUCUCGAACUCCUCUUCCGCUUGUUGAAUCCAUGGUGGUUUUUAGUGCACGUUGUUUCCUUAACAAAUAUGUUAAGAUUUGUUUCAAACACCAGAAAGUUAUUAUGUAAGUAUGAUAACCACCAAAACCUCUUGAUUCUGCAUUCAACCCAAAACAACCAGCCGGAUAUUGUAACAGCAAAUUGGAAAACAGAAUUGAAUCUGCCACAAGUAGAAUUGGAAAACUUUUCAACUAGAGAGAAGACGAAGGACACAUAAGUAUCGUGAUACUCCAUUGGCGCAUUUAUUCAUGCCUGGACCAAAAGCAAUAGGAAAAUUGAGAGAAGAAGACAACGUGUUCAAAACGCCACUAACCACUUUGUUGUUGCCUAGUGGCUUUUUGUAGUAUGUAUUGCUUAUCAAGAUUUAUACCACUUGACUCGUGAGAUAUUAAUAAAACAUAAAGUUGACCCAAAAAAAAAGAAAGAUGUUAACAAUAUCCCAAAGUUUCAUAAUGAGAAUUUUUUGUAAUUUUCUCUCUUAACUUCUGUAGUUGUUCUUUCUGAAAUUGAUAAGAGAUACCAUAUGAUUUUCUGCCAAUGGAGAAGGUCUAGUCAUCUCUAUUCUCGUUUCCACUCCUAAGACUUACCUUAAAUACAAUUUUUCCACACAUAAAAAUGUCCCUAUUCCCUAAUUCUCUGUCGUCUUAACUUAUGAUCCUUAUUGUUCUAUCAUCCCGACAAAACGAAAUUCCAUUCACCGUAGCUUUAAGUAGAUAAAUAAACACACGGAGUAGACAUUGUUGGAUAUAAAAGACUAAAUUGUAGACAGUGUAGAAAUUUCAUGGAAACCGUUCUUCUUUUUCUUGGUCUCAAAAGUCAGUCAACGGUGGACCCGUAGUAGACUCACUCACCACAGCACCACCCAUGGUUUUGUCAUCAAUUAUACGCUCAUCAUUUCUUAUUUUCGUUUUCGUCAUCAUACACUCUUCUUCUCCUAUCUUCAUCUCCCUCAUUCUCAAUCCUUCAACAGUUCUCAUAUUUCAGUUCCAAUGAUCAGUCACGCUCUGUUAGUCAUCUGUAUUCUCGUUUCCGCUGCCGUCCUAGGAGAUGCAACAGCAGCAUACAAGCCUACCGAUCUCUUUCUCAUCAACUGUGGCACUAGCUCUGACACCAUAGACUCUCAAAGCCAAACAUGGACGUCGGAUCAGCAGCAUCUUCUCACGUCAAAUUUAGACAACGUUUCGUUCUCUUCAAAUGCAUCUUACCAAGAAGAGGUUCCUCAAGUGCCCUACACGACGGCUCGCGUAUUCCUAUCCAACGUUGACUACAGUUUUCCAGUCUCUCCCGGCUGGAAAUAUCUCCGGUUGUACUUUUACCCGACCCGGUACGAAUCUGGUUUUGACGCCGCAAGUUCCUUCUUCUCAGUCACAGUUAACGGUUUCACUCUCUUGAAGAACUUCAGCGCCGACUUAACGGUAAAAGCUUCCAAGUCGAAAUCCUUAAUCAAAGAGUUUAUCGUUCCGGUUAACCAGACUCUGAAUCUCACGUUCACGCCGUCUCCGAGUUCGUUAGCUUUCGUUAACGGCAUCGAGAUUGUCUCCAUGCCUGACGGGAGUUACUCAAAGGGAGGCUUUGACAAUAUGAUAACGAACGUUGGUAGUACCAUUGACUUCAUUAUCAAAAACACUACCGCUUUCGAGACUGUUCAUCGGAUAAACGUUGGCGGGCAAAUGGUGGAUGAGGUCGGUGACACUGGAAUGUUCCGGCGGUGGCUUCCGGAUGAUGAUGUCAUACUAAGUGAGAAUUCAGGAAUGAAACCGGAUGUAACGGGUGUGAAGAUAAACUACACAGAUAAGACUCCCCUUUAUGUCGCGCCGGAAGAUGUGUACAAGACGUAUCGUACGAUGGGGAACGUCGGCUACCCAAGGCUGAACCUGAACUUCAAUCUGACGUGGCUCUUCCCAGUUGAUGCCGGGUUUCUAUACCUAGUAAGGCUUCAUUUCUGUGAGACUCUAUCGGAUGUGAACGGAUCUAACCAACGUGUCUUCACCAUCUUCAUUGGAAAUAAGAUUGCAAUGCUUGACAUGGAUGUCAUUCAGCUGAGCGGUGGUUCUCGCAUUCCGGUGUAUCUAGACUUCAGUGUGCUUGUUGGUUUUGAAAGUGGGCCGAGACCUGAUCUACGACUUGACUUGCAUCCUUACACGGACAGUGGCCCAAAGUAUUACGAUGCUAUUCUCAAUGGCGUAGAGAUCCUCAAGCUUAGUGUCUCUGGCGGAAAUCUUGCUGGACCUAAUCCUAAUCCUCUAGUAUCAUCCGACCAAACACCAAAUCAUGUAAAGCCUUCGGCAAGAAAAGGUAAUAAUUCACAUGUUUUGGUGAUAACUCUGGCAGUGGUUGGUUCUUCAAUUUUCCUAGCGAUGUUUGUUUCUGUCAUUGCGUUGUUCUGUAAGAGGAAUAAAACGAAAGACGUUCCUUUACAUACAACAAGCAAGCCUACGGACUCGUGUUCUCCUCUUACCACAUAUCUCUGCCGUCGAUUCUCCAUCUUCGAAAUCAAAUACGCCACAAAUGAUUUCGACGAGAAGCUAAUCGUUGGAACAGGCGGGUUUGGUUCGGUGUACAAAGGACAAAUAGACGGAGGAACCACACUAGUCGCGGUUAAACGGUUGGGAAUUGCAUCGAAACAAGGCGCUAAAGAGUUCAAAACAGAGCUCGAGAUGCUCUCAAAGCUACGUCAUGUACAUCUCGUUUCUCUAAUAGGAUAUUGCGACGACGAGAGCGAGAUGGUGCUUGUCUAUGAGUAUAUGCCACGUGGUACUCUUAAAGACCAUCUUUAUAAAAGGAAUAAGGCUGUUGAUCCUCCUUUGUCCUGGAAACAAAGGUUAGAAAUCUGCAUCGGAGCGGCGCGUGGGCUACAGUAUCUCCACACAGGCGCCAAGCACGCGAUCAUACAUCGAGACAUCAAAACAACCAACAUACUUCUUGAUGAGAACUACGUAGCUAAAGUCUCUGACUUUGGGCUUUCAAAAGUGGGUCCAACUAGUGAAUCUCAAUCCCACGUCUCAACGGUCGUUAAAGGAACGUUUGGUUACUUGGAUCCUGAGUACUAUCGCCGUCAAGUCUUGACGGUAAAAUCGGAUGUGUACUCUUUUGGAGUUGUUAUGUUCGAAGUUUUGUGUUGCAGACUGAUCAACAUCGAAAUUGUUCCACAAGAACAAUCAGAUUUGAUCAGAUGGGUGAAGUCAAAUUAUAUAGGAGGAACUCUUGAUCAGAUCAUUGACCCAGAUCUUGCUGUCGAUAUCACUAUGAUAUCAUUAGAGAAGUUCUGUGAAAUUGCUGUUAGAUGUGUUCAAGAUCGUGGCACUGAAAGGCCACCAAUGAACGAUGUCGUUUGGGGACUUGAGUUUACGCUUCAGCUUCACGAGGCAGCAAAGAAAAACAAUGAGGGAGGGACGAUGACGGACGCAGAAGCUUUGUUAAGUAAGACUGAUGAUAACUGCGAUCCUGUUAUUGCUGAAGAACCGAAAGCACUGUAGAUUAGUUCGUCCAACACAUUCUCAGUUAUGCAUGUACCUACGUAUUUACUGAAUGAAAAUCAUUAUUGUGCUUUUCUUUUUAAAUAAUUAAGGUGAAUAGGCGUAGAUCAUCUUAGUAAGGUUAUAACAUUGAUGACUUCAAAAUGAAAGAUCUAGGUCAAGAGAUCUUUUUUUUUUUGAAACACUUUUUUUUUUUUGAUCA
Messenger RNA from Brassica napus (rape), 3872 nucleotides. RefSeq names its product putative receptor-like protein kinase At5g39000. Gene Ontology annotation, molecular function: protein kinase activity; ATP binding. NCBI's taxonomy places the organism in Eukaryota, Viridiplantae, Streptophyta, Magnoliopsida, Brassicales, Brassicaceae. The coding region runs from base 1184 to 3670 and encodes 828 amino acids. Gene Ontology annotation, biological process: protein phosphorylation. The record is from RefSeq and is a predicted model, not a curated record. The transcript has a single exon.